AGUAUGUAUGAAUUCAUACAUGUAUAAUGGCUCUAGCCUGUCACCAUAUGAUGUCAAUAUUACUGGAAAAAGGGAUUAAUAAAUAAAAAGUGCUGUGUGAGCAUGUGUUCAUCUCUGACUUCCCCCUCUUGUGUGUGUGGUUUAAGUUUCAUCUAAAGCUCAGUGGUGUUUCCGCUCACAGUGAGAGAUGCUUGAAUGAUUUACAGUAUAGAAGAUAUUCAUUUGGAUCAGACAAUGAAGAUCAUACAGUUUCAUAUCUAUCUGUUGAUGUGGUUUCAAGCCACAGAGAGUCUAACAAACAUAGCAGUAACUUUAGGAGCUGAUGUGAAUAUAACCUGUGAUCUUGAUAUCAAGGAGGUUUACUGGUACAAACACAAAUCACCGGAUCCUCCAGUGUUGAUCUUACGCACUUUUGACAGGAUAUCUGAAGGAGCUAAAUAUGAAAACAGCAUCUCCAAACACAAAUACUCAGUUAAAACUAACAGUCGUCUGUUCAUCAGAAAUAUCAGCACUGAUGAAUUAGGAGUUUAUUAUUGUGUCAAAACUAGUGAACCACUAAAAUUCAGCAACGGAACCAAAAUCUACAUCAGCGAGUCUGUCCAAAGGAAUCAGACUGCAGAAUUUAAGCCACAUGAUGCUUCACAAUAUAAUAAAUCGUGGAGAAAUCUGAUGAUCAUCAUCAUCUCAUCUGCCCUGCUCAACGUGCUUUUGACCAUCACUUUAAUAGGUUUGGUGAUUCGCUACCUUCAUGCAACUAGAAAAUGUAAAAAUAUUUCAAACAACCCUCAAACCACCACGGCAGCACAGCACUCAGAAGAUACACAGUACGCUGAAAUUGAUUAUCCCAUCUGCCCCAGAGAAAGCAGGCCUUGCCAGGACCAGACCACUAUUCUCUUUUACAGCCAAUGAAAACCGUGAAUAAGUAGUUUAAAAUGUACUAUGUUUGUUAAAUAUACUUUGGAUAUUACAAAUGUGUAUUAAAGUUUAACAUUUAUGUAAUUCAGUUUGUAGAAUUUCAUACUUUCAAUGACUUCAGUGAUAUAUUAUUUUAAAAUGUUUAAGAUAGUAAAAAAACAUAAGUGAAUAUAUCUACAUAUUUAAUAUUUAAGAGAUACAUUGAAGAGAAAGGCAAAUUUGAAUCAAAUUUGAAACUAAUUUUUCAAUUUGAUUUUGAAAAAAUUUUCAAUUUGAUUUUGCUUUUUAUUUAAAUGUUUCUUUUACAAACAUUCAGUUCAAUGAAAAAAAUCCAAUAAAUUAUCUUCCAACCCCUCUCCUCUCCUGCAACCUGAUUUAACACUAACUUUUCACAGUAUGAAUGCCAAUAUGAAUGUGAACAUGUUGA
Molecule: messenger RNA, 1342 nt
Organism: Labeo rohita (rohu)
Lineage: Eukaryota; Metazoa; Chordata; Actinopteri; Cypriniformes; Cyprinidae
Exons: 5
Coding region: 196-909 (237 amino acids)
Source: RefSeq, a predicted model, not a curated record